Molecule: messenger RNA, 2322 nt
Organism: Brassica napus (rape)
Lineage: Eukaryota; Viridiplantae; Streptophyta; Magnoliopsida; Brassicales; Brassicaceae
Exons: 2
Coding region: 1230-2306 (358 amino acids)
Source: RefSeq, a predicted model, not a curated record
UAUAGCAUACUGAUUUAAUGACGACUGUUGCGCGUACUUAUCUGAUAUUUUGUGUUUGUCUUUUUUUUUUUUGCAGUUGGUCACCCGAAUAUUGCCACCUACCCCGAGGAUUGGAAGACAAGUGCCCGAACCGUUGCGCUGCAGAAACAAGAUUAUUGGGAGAAUUUUACUCGGGAUAGGACUUGCAGAUCUAUUGAUCGAAUCGCCAACAGGGAUUGGAUCUCGGACUCCCUCCCUCUUGUUAAUCAGUCAACGACGAAGAGAUUGUCGCUUUUUACUCGAGCCGAGCAGAAAGAAAUUAAUCGAGCUAGAUCCAUGAAGCAAUUACCAGAUCUCAGUCUCAUCGUGGCCGGGAAGUUAGGUACCCAAAAGGGGACUUCUGGGGGUAAGGUUGGUACUUCGGGGCCGGAGACUACUGACGCUGUUCCUGUUACCGCCGAGCAAGCACCUACCGGCGGUUCUUCUCAGGGGAAGAAUUCAAAGAAGAAGAAGAGAAACAUGGAGGCUCGGAAGGAGCCUAAUGAUGUGGAGCGAACCGACGUGGGUGAUUCCUCCAAGAAGGAUGGGAAGAAGAGGAAGGCCGGGGAUCCGCCUGUAGAAGACGCUCCCAAGAAGAAAAAGAUGAGGAAGAAAGAUUCCUCCUUGCCCCGACCAUCCUCAGUUUGUGAGGAGGAACUCCAGGCUUUGGUCCCUGAUGCUACUCCCGAGGCUGGAACCUCGGAUGAUGACGAGAACGAGACCAUCGCCUUGCGUCGGCGGAGACGAGAGGGUCAGACGACAGAAGGAGGGUCUCUUGGAGUCUCGACGGGAGAUCGGGGCGUCUUGGAGGUUCCGAGGAAAUUGCAAGCUUCCGGGGGACAGCAAGUCCGCCUGAUGGGCGAUUCCUCAGCUCAUAUCACGGAGGGAUCUGAGACCCGCGUGUCCGGACGUCCCAAAGAGACCCCGGAAGAUGGGUUCAAGUUUGAGUUUAAUCGCGAGCUUCCGUUAGCUUGUUACCCAGAAGAUUGUGCUCGUUUGCUGCAAUCGGUUAAGGGCGGCCCCGACCAGCUUCCUCCGGUAGGGGAUCUCCUCUUUAAGGACGAGUAUGAACACGCCGCUUGCUCGUCUGUUAAGGUAAGCGUUUGCCCGCGCUUUUCCAUCACUUGUUCUCGAUAUUUUGUCUAACUUUUUCUUUGUUGUGCCCUGAUCAGAGUCAAGGCGAUUGGAACGUACUCGUUGAGAAGUACGAUAUGGCGUUAAGGCGAACCCGAGAGCAGGUUCGUGAGGGCGAGGAAGCUAGGAAGAAAACCGAGGAAGCUCUCCGAAUUGCGUUGCGAGACAAGUCCGACGCGAUUACUCGGGAAAAAGCCCUCAGAAAGGCGUUCGACGAGACGAGGACGUCUGACGCGGCGGAAUUGCAAAUGUGCAAAGAGUCCAUGAAGAACCUCGAGUUGGUGCUGGACAAGGUGGCAAAGGAGAAGGCCGAGUUAGAGAAGGCAAGGGCUGCGGAGUCGCUGAAGUACGAGGAAGAGAUGAAUAGGCUUCGGAAGUCUCGCAGGUACGAAGUCACGCAUGAGAGGAUCCGCGUGAUGAUCGCUAUGAUUGCCAAGGCCGAAAAACGCUUUCAUAGGAUUUCUCUUCGGGAAGCGCGAAGGGACAAGUACGAAGAGGCUCGAUGCCUGCAAGGCCAAGCUUUCGGGACGAGGAGAUGUCUCGAGCGGAUCAAGGAUGCGGGAACUGAAAUCCCGCCGGAGAUUAUCGAGACUUUUGCUGGGCAGGAGGAGCAUUACAAGCGGGAAGCAGCUCGUCUCGAGGUUAAGGAGAUUCCUGAGGAAGAUCUUUGCCUUUCUCCGUUGGUGUUGGAAUCUCGGUUCUUAAUCGACGAGGUUUGGCGGCAGAUCGAUCCGUUCGGAUCGAAUAUUGAUUUGAUCGACUCUGAAGCCGCUAUUGCUCUCCGAACUCCCCGCGCUAAUCGAGAUCCACCCCCCGAAGAUCAGAUGAAGGAACCCGCCCAAACCGCUGGAUCUUCCACCCAGCGCGCUGACCAAGAUGCUGAUCUUACGAAGCAAACGUCGAUGGAUGCGGUCAUUCCGGAGGACGGAGCUGUGCCUACCAUUGUCCUGACUGAUUCUCCUACGAAGGCGUCUAAAAAUCUAAGUUCUUCGACGUCUUCUUCUGAAGAGCUUAAGAAGGAUGGCGGCGUUUCUGCGGGUCGUCCGGAAGGCGUUUCCACGGCGAACGAGGACCCACCGAUCCUAACUUUUGGUCGUAUCUCGGGUCCCGGGGAGAAAGAUGGCACGGUGAGCAAAGAUCCCCCGGCUAUUUGACGGAUGAAGACCGCUG